This is a messenger RNA of Sporothrix schenckii 1099-18, 1776 nucleotides long. RefSeq names its product histone acetyltransferase. The transcript is spliced from 2 exons. Lineage: Eukaryota; Fungi; Ascomycota; Sordariomycetes; Ophiostomatales; Ophiostomataceae. The record is from RefSeq and is a predicted model, not a curated record. Gene Ontology annotation, biological process: positive regulation of transcription by RNA polymerase II; chromatin remodeling. Gene Ontology annotation, molecular function: histone H3 acetyltransferase activity; protein binding. Gene Ontology annotation, cellular component: histone acetyltransferase complex. Bases 1 to 1776 code for a protein of 591 amino acids.
AUGCGCAUUCGCCAAUGCCGACAUCCACCUCGCGCACGACUGCUCUGCACACCCACACCGCGAGUCGUUGUCUGGCAGACGGCCCCCUUCGAUCGUUACUUUCUUUUCUUUCGAUGCGCUGCGACGCAACCGUUGGACCCGAGGAAAUCCCGACGCGUGAGCAAUCGAAGAGCCGCACUCCGAACAUCAUUCAUCUGGAUCUCGACUCCACUGCAUCACGCUAGGCCUCGGACCUGGGCUUGGCAUCCACCGAAAUACGGGGGAGCCUCGACUCCUUUCCCCAAGUUGCGCAACAACGUCCGUCGUCGUCGGACCCAUGCCCACGACAGGACCACACAGGACCACACAGCGACCACACACGCGCGCACGCACCAGACCAAGAUGGCGAGCACGGAAACACAAGUGAUUGAGACCGAGGCGACGGCGGUGCGCGUGGCCAAGCGGGCGGCGUCCGACGAACCAGAAAUGGCGUCGGACACGAAGCGGCUCAAGAGCUCGCACUCGCCAGUCGACGAUGCUGCCGCUGCGGCGCCCGUGGUGAAGACGGAGGAGGUGGAGGUGGACGCGGAUGCGGCUGGGGGCGAGGACGCGAAAGCCGGUGCGACGGCGGCCACGACCGCGGAGGGGCCGGCCGCGAAAGCCGAGUCGACACCGCCGGCGGCGGGCAAGCCGGCGAUGCCGGCGCGGAUUCCGUUUCCAGAAAAGCCCGCCGUCGUCGAGGAACGCAAUGGCGAAAUCCAGUUCAAGGUGGUCAACAACGACAAUGCGCGCGAGAGCAUGAUCAUCCUGACGGGCCUCAAAAACCUGUUCCAGAAGCAGCUGCCCAAGAUGCCCAAGGACUACAUUGCACGGCUCGUGUACGACCGGACGCACGUGUCGCUGGCGAUUGUGCGGCACCCGCUGGAGGUGAUUGGCGGCAUUGCGAUCCGGCCCUUCAACGAGCGCAAGUUUGCCGAGAUUGUGUUUUGCGCGGUGUCGUCGGACCAGCAGGUCAAGGGCUACGGCGCGCACAUGAUGGCGCACCUCAAGGACUACGUCAAGGCGACGUCGCCGGUGAUGCAUUUCCUGACGUACGCGGACAACUACGCGACGGGCUACUUCCAGAAGCAAGGGUUCACCAAGGAAAUCACGCUCGACAAGCCGCUGUGGAUGGGGUACAUCAAGGACUACGAGGGCGGCACGCUGAUGCAGUGCAGCAUGGUGCCGCGGGUGCGGUACCUGGAGGUGGGCCGUUUGCUCCUCAAACAAAAGGAGACGAUCCGCGCCAAGAUCCGGCCGCUCAGCAAGAGCCACGUGGUGCAUGCACCGCCGGCGCAGUGGGCGGCGGCGGCGGCGGCGGGCGAGGCCCUGCCGGCGAUUGACCCGCUCGCGAUCCCGGCGAUCCAGGCCACGGGGUGGUCGCCCGACAUGGACGCGCUGGGUCGGGUGCCGCGGCACGGCCCGCACUUCAACGAGCUGCGGCGGUUCCUGUACCAGAUCCAGAACCACAAGCAGGCCUGGCCGUUUUUGACGCCGGUGAACCGCGACGAGGUGCCCGACUACUACAACGUCAUCAAGUCGCCCAUGGACCUGUCGACGAUGGAGGAGAAGCUGGAGCGCGACGCGUACGCGACGCCCAAGGACCUGGUGGAGGACCUGAAGCUGGUCAUCAACAACUGCCGGCAGUACAACGACUCGACGACGGUGUACAACAAGUGCGCCGUGCGGCUGGAAAAGUACAUGUGGAGCCUGAUCAAGGAGACGCCCGAGUGGUACGAGCUGCUCGAGGACGAGUAG